Striga hermonthica is the source of this 411-nucleotide messenger RNA. Lineage: Eukaryota; Viridiplantae; Streptophyta; Magnoliopsida; Lamiales; Orobanchaceae. The record is from the annotation of a GenBank genome assembly.
AUGUCUGAAUUUUUUGCAGCGGGAGAUAGAAAUUCGAUUCGUGCCAUGGCUAAGAGCUCUUUCAAAUUAGAACACCCUCUGGAGAGAAGACAGGCAGAAUCUUCUCGCAUCAGAGAGAAAUAUCCGGACAGAGUUCCGGUCAUUGUUGAAAAGGCAGGAAAGAGUGAAAUCGCCGAUAUUGAUAAGAAAAAGUACCUUGUUCCAGCUGAUUUGACUGUUGGUCAGUUCGUUUAUGUGGUCCGUAAGAGGAUUAAGCUUAGUGCUGAGAAGGCCAUAUUUGUCUUUGUCAAUGACAUGCUUCCUUCCACUGCUGCAUUGAUGUCGGCAAUUUACGACGAGAACAAGGAUGAAGAUGGAUUUCUGUAUAUGACCUACAGUGGGGAGAACACAUUUGGCGCGUAUCAAGUCUGA